CGGCGCGGGCCGGGGACGCUGACGCUGGAACAAAUAUGGCGGCCCGCGGCUCUGGGGCCGCUCCGGGGCCUCUCCCGCUGCUCCUGUUCCUGUUGCUGCUCCGCGCCGGCCCCGCCAGCGCCCGCGUCCACCACCUCACCCUCAAAGAUGAUGUGAGGCAGAAAGUGCACCUGAAUACCUUUGGCUUCUUCAAGGAUGGUUUCAUGAGAGUCAAUGUCAGCAACCUUUCCCUGAAGCAACUGAGGGGCUCUGACAUGAAGGGUUUAUUAGUUGGGUUCAGUUUGGAUCGAACAAGGAAUGACGGGUUCUCCACUUACCUGGAUGAAGAAGUGGAUUACUGUAUCUUGAGAAAGACACCAGAGCCAGAUGUCUCUGUUGUAAUUUUACUUCUGGAAAUUGAAAGGAAAGUUGUGAAGGUACAGUUCUCUGCAGAAGCUGCUUCUUUGUUACCUAAAAUUUCAUUCAUAUCUGAGGAAAAUGUUACUGCCUUAAGUACCAAGCCACUAAAAACUUCUGAACCAAGCAGUGAUUCUGAUAAAAACCCUUCAAAGACCAAUGAAAAUACAGAUGGCAAAGAUAAGAAGUCCGAACACAGCACCGCAUCCUCCCAGACUGUUAUAGAACAAGAACAUCCUGUUCACAACGAUGGGGGAACUUAUUCAUUUCAGUUCUUUUUUAACAUCAGCUCUGAUAGCCAAGAGGGGCUCUACAGCCUCUAUUUCCAUAAGUGUGUUGGCAAGAAGGGGCCAGCUAAUGAUCAGCUGCGAUUCAGUCUCGAUAUAGAAAUUACGGAAAAGAAUCCUGAAAGCUACCUCUCAGCAGGUGAAAUCCCACUGCCAAAACUUUACAUUUCCAUGGCUAUGUUCUUUUUCCUGUCUGGGACUGUAUGGAUCCACAUACUUCGUAAACGGAGAAAUGAUGUUUUUAAGAUUCACUGGCUCAUGGCAGCCCUUCCUUUCACAAAAUCUCUGUCCUUGGUCUUCCAUGCGAUCGACUAUCACUACAUCUCUUCUCAGGGAUUUCCCAUUGAGGGCUGGGCUGUUGUUUAUUACAUCACUCACCUACUGAAGGGUGCCCUUCUGUUCAUCACUAUUGCCCUCAUUGGCACAGGCUGGGCUUUCAUUAAACACAUCCUGUCAGAUAAAGACAAAAAAAUUUUCAUGAUUGUCAUCCCACUUCAGGUGCUGGCGAACGUGGCGUACAUUAUCAUAGAGUCAACAGAGGAGGGCACGACUGAGUAUGGCCUGUGGAAAGAAAUCCUUUUCCUGGUAGACUUGCUGUGCUGUGGAGCCAUCCUGUUUCCAGUGGUAUGGUCAAUAAGACAUUUACAAGAGGCUUCAGCAACAGAUGGGAAAGCUGCCAUUAACCUAGCAAAGCUGAAGCUUUUCAGACAUUACUAUGUUAUGAUUGUGUGUUACAUUUACUUCACACGGAUCAUUGCCAUUCUCAUAAAGAUUGCUGUUCCAUUCCAGUGGAAAUGGCUGUACCAGCUGCUGGAUGAAAUGGCCACACUCGUGUUCUUUGUCCUCACUGGGUACAAGUUCCGUCCAGCAUCAGACAACCCUUAUCUCCAGCUUUCUCAAGAUGAUGAGGAUGACCUGGAGAUGGAAGCUGUGGUGACAACUUCAGGAGUAAUGGAGGGCAUGAAGAAGGUCAAGAAAGUGGUGAAUGGUUCAGCAGAGCCCCAGGGCGAGUGGGAAAGCACGGCAUGAUGGACUGGACUAAGGCAGCACUUUCAGAGGAACUGUUUUAAUUUAUUAAUAUUACUCUCAGUGGAAAGGGAGCAACUUGCACUUCCCACCACUGAAAUGGCAGAGUGGGGUGUGUCUGGGGGGAGGAAAGCGGUGCAGAAACAUAACUGUUCCUUUGAUCAUAAGAAAAUGGGAUCUCCUGGUACCUGCAAGGAGUGUGAAGCUUUCCUAGGGAUUUUGGGUAGCUUAUUCUUUUUUUUUUCCCCCCCUUUCUGGAUCGGUUCUGCAGCCUGAAUUGUUUGCAGUUGCAUUCUUCAGAAUGUGUAAUGCUAAUGUGAAGAGAGACCUUCAGUGUGUAUGUAAAGUAUAUAUUUUAUAUAAUGUGCAUAUAUAUAUAUAUACACACACACUAUGUAACAUGUAUGCCAGGAGUUACAAAGCGUGGGAAAAGAAGAUAAGAGAUGUAAGUAUUUUUUUUUUCUUUUUAUAAACACUCCUUUAGACAAAACGUUGCAAAACAUGAGUAGGAGCAACUGCAGUUAUUUGAGAGACUGAAUGGGUGUUGGAUGAGGUGACUUCUGGCACUGCUCACACCAGUGGGAAAGUGAUAAGUAUCUUAUUUUAUCCAUGCAGGUAUCCACCUGAACGUGCCAGGUUUUUAGAUGUGUUACUGUACAGGAAACAAGUGACUGUUCUCCAUUAAAGCACUGAGCCCACAGUGCAAUAAGAAUUAA
Molecule: messenger RNA, 2425 nt
Organism: Corapipo altera (White-ruffed manakin)
Lineage: Eukaryota; Metazoa; Chordata; Aves; Passeriformes; Pipridae
Gene: GPR107
Product: G protein-coupled receptor 107
Exons: 18
Coding region: 36-1712 (558 amino acids)
Biological process (GO): clathrin-dependent endocytosis
Cellular component (GO): Golgi apparatus; clathrin-coated vesicle; membrane
Molecular function (GO): clathrin heavy chain binding
Source: RefSeq, a predicted model, not a curated record